AUGGACCUGAGUACUCUGCUGGUGAGAGUCAGCUCCGGGAACCAUGAGGAGACGGCUGCAGCCCUGAAGGAGUACAAUGAGCAGAAUCGCUCUUUGUUUCAAUUUAACUCGGCUGAUGAGGACAAAAGAAAGAAACUGUGUCAAACAAUUUUUGAACUCUUGGAAAAGGGAACAACCACUUCUUGCCAGAUUGCCUGCUUGGAGGCUCUCCGAAUCCUCUCCCGGGAUAAAAAGGUUUUAGCGCCAGUGGUCACAAGGGAGAACACAAAGACCCUCAUGAAGCUGGCAAAACUGGACCCUGAACUGAAAAUUCUAGGUGACUCUGCAGACUAUCCAGUUAUUGUGGAAUCAUUGAAGUGCUUGUGCAAUAUUGUGUUUAACAGUCCUGAGGCUCAGAAGCUGAGUCUGGAAUUAAAUAUGGUUACUAGGCUCUGCCACCUCUUGGAGAUGUGCGAAGGUGGGCAGACAAUCAAUGACAUUCGCUGCUUUGAUCUGAAGGCUGCUCUUUCUCUUAACACUGCUGCAUACAAACAUCAGGUCUAAACUGAAAGAGGAACUGCAAGGGCUCCCACUGCUGACAAACACCCUGGAGAGCAUUUUGGGUAUUCACUGGGUUGGGGAGUACCGGGCUGCUGCAGAGGUUGGCUCGCAACCAUUCUCUAGGCAGGAGACAGACUGCAUCAUAGAGGCACUUAAGGCUCUCUUUAAUGUGACACUGGACAGCUGGAAUAUCCACAGUGAGAGUGAUGCUCACCAAUUUCGUCACCUGGUUGCACUUUUACGGCAUAUUUUACUGUCCCAGGGUCCUUCUGAGGAGAAGACAGAGGAACUGCACAGUAAUACAAUCAAUUUGUUGAGCAAUGUUCCUGUCUCCUGCCUGGAUGUUCUCAUCCCCCCAUCUGGACAAGAAAUGUCUGCAAACAACAAUGAGCCAGACAUGGAGGCAAUUCAGCUCAUUCUGAAUUUUAUGGAGAAGAGAAUAGAUAAGGGCGGCAGCUACAGAGAAGGUCUCACGCCAGUUCUUAGCCUACUUACAGAAUGUUGCAGGGUGCACAGAAGUAUCCGGAAAUACAUCAAAGCAAAGGUUCUUCCUCCACUGAGGGACGUAACCAACCGGCCUGAGGUUGGGACAACUGUAAGGAACAAAUUGGUACGGUUGAUGACCCAUGUGGAUUUAGGAGUGAAGCAGAUUGCAGCUGAAUUUCUGUUUGUUCUCUGUAAAGAAAGAGUGGACAACCUACUGAAGUAUACUGGUUAUGGAAAUGCAGCAGGGCUUCUUGCCGCUCGAGGUCUCCUGGCUGGUGGCAGAGGAGAUCGCUGGUAUUCUGAUGAUGAGGAUACUGAUACUGAAGAAUACCUCCAGGCAAAACCAAACAUAAAUCUAAUCACUGGUCAUGUAGAGGAACCAAUGCCGAAUCCAAUGGAUGAAAUGACAGAGGAGCAGAAGGAGUAUGAAGCUAUGAAACUGGUCAACAUGUUUGACAGACUGUCCAGGUAG
Messenger RNA from Staurois parvus, 1498 nucleotides. Lineage: Eukaryota; Metazoa; Chordata; Amphibia; Anura; Ranidae. The record is from the annotation of a GenBank genome assembly.